Messenger RNA from Paramecium primaurelia, 1173 nucleotides. Lineage: Eukaryota; Ciliophora; Oligohymenophorea; Peniculida; Parameciidae. The record is from the annotation of a GenBank genome assembly.
AUGAAAAUAAUCCUACAUUUUGGAAUAAAUUUUCAUUUGCUGGUGGACCAACACAACUUCCUAGAUCUGUAUUGCAUAAAUUGGAGAAAUAAUUUAUAUAACCAAAUGGUAAAUCUAUUUUAGAAUUAUCAAAAUAUGAUCAUGAAUAUCAUCAAAUUUUAGAUUAAGCUAUUAAUGAUUUGUAAUCUCUUUUAGAUGUAAAUUUAUAUAAUAUCUAAAUAAAUAAAGAUUCCAAACUAAUACAAAAUUAUCUUUUGUUAAGGUGGAGCAUCACUUUUAUUUGAAGCAAUACCUAUGAAUUUAAUGAAAACAUAACAUAGUUCUAUAUCUUAUACAAAUACAGGAUAUUGGUCUUCAAAAGCUCUAGAAGAAGCUUAAAAAUUCUGUUAAAAUGUUAAUAUUGCUACUAAUAUUGCAGUAAAACUUAUAUUUAAUUGAAGUAAGAUGAAUUUGGUAAAAGAUUUAUUCCUGAACUUGAAUAAUGGAAUAUAAAUAAAGAAGAUUCUUAUCUUCAUUAUUGUGAUAAUGAAACUGUUGAAGGAUUAGAAUAUCAAUUUAUUCCUAAAUUUAGUAGUGUUCCUAUUGUAACAGAUAUGAGUUCCAAUUUCUUAACUAAGUAUAUUAAAUCAACUAAUAAGACCUUUGGAUUGGAGUAAAUUAGACCUAGUUUAUGCACAUGCAUAAAAAAACAUUGGAAUUGCAGGUUCAACCUUAAUGAUUAUCAAACCUGAACUUAUCAAUAAUCAUCAAAAUAUUCCAUAUAUGUGGGAUUUCAAAGAAAUGAUUAAAAAAUAAUCAUUAAUCAGUAAUCUUCCAAUCUUUCCAAUUUAUGUCAAUACAUUGGUUUUUGAUUGGAUCAAAAAAUAAGGAACCUUAGAUUUUUGGGAUUAAUACUGUAAAAAAAGAUCUCAAUAAUUAUAUAAAAUUAUAGAUAAUAGUCAUGGAGUGUAUAUAAAUCAAGUAAAGAAAGAAUAAAGAUCAAGAAUUAAUAUUACAUUUACAUUAAAAGAUGAAAUUGAAACAAAUAAAUUUAUUGAGUUAUGCAAAAAUAAUAACAUUAUUGAAGUGAAAGGACAUAGAGCCAUAGGUGGAUGUAGAAUAUGUUUAUAUUUGCCUAUUCCAUAAAUAGGUAUAGAUAAAUUAUCUUUAAUUAUGGAAGACUUUAUGAAUUGA